GAUUGCAGCUGUGCAGUCCGCGCCGAACGCGGGAGUGUCGCUGCGAGACUCUUUGAGUAUCCGUAGGCGCUUGGUCUCACACUCAAAGUUAAUCUAAACAACAUAAGUGCUUGAGCUUCUGUGUAAACAAACGGUCUUGCCGGGCCUGGGCGGGCUUCAUCUGUCGACCUGUUCAGCCUGCUCCUUUUCGCGGCGAUAUGGGCGCAACAAAGCACCUGGAGCGCUUGGCAAGGUUUGAAUCCGGUUGGCCGUAAGGGCGUGCGGAGACCGCUGUUGGGCAAGUAAGGGGCAGUCCCUCACCGCGCCGUUCCACGGGGAGCUGCGGGUGAGCCGCGGCGGGAUCGGCCAAACUCCUUCGCCCAGUCCUCAGGGGCAGCCAGAGUGUGCUACAACCUACAUAUCGUAAGCUCAGCUGCCGCCUUCCGCCGGCCGGGCAGCACCUGUGGCUGCGGAGCACGGACGAAGUGCCUGGGUAGUGGAUAGCUAAGCGGGAGCGGAAGGUGUGGUGGCCAACGCAGCUCGCAGCUGCCACUUGUCGAGGUCGAGACGGCUGUGAUGCGAAGCGGCAGCAACGGCGUCAACGCCGGAGGCGGUGGCGACGGCAGCCGCCGCGCCUCGGCAGUAGGAGACUCCAAGCCGGCGCCAUCAGGCGCGUGCCAUGCGUCCGCAUCAUCACCCAUCGCCACCGCCGCUGCCGCUGCCGCGGCAGCGACAGCGGCAGUAGCAGCAACGACAACAUCAGCGGAAAACACGACAACAAGUGACGUGGCUGCUGCUGCUGCCGAGGAGCAGACUGCGCGCCUGGUGGCGGCGCUGCCGGACCUGUCCUCGCUGGCGGGCGGCGGCGAGCACGACACGGCGGUACGACACCAGUUGUACGAAUUGUACACGAGCGCCUUCAUCGCGGGCAUCCACAGUGCCCAGAAGGGCCAGGACCAGGGCUCGGGUGCAGCGGCUUCGCCGGCGGCUGCGCCGCAGGCGGCGGCGCCGCCCACGCCGCUGCUGGCGGCGGCGCUGCGUGCGGCGGUGCUGGGCAGUAGCAGCGAGGUGCUGAUGCGGGCGCUGCGGGAGCGGCUGGAGUGGGGGCUGCUACUGCGGGACACAGGCACGUCGUGCCCUGGUGGCCUGGCGGCGAUCAAGCUGGUGGGGCUGAUGCUUCAGGCGGUGGCGGUUGCGGUGGAGCUGCCGGAGUGGGCGUGCGGCCAGCUGCUUCAGGCGCUGGCGGAGGGACUGACGCCGGGACCGCACGCGUCCAAGGAGCGCUGCAAGCUGUGCAUGUGGGUGCUGCAGACACAGGCGCUGCCGCCCGCGCGCCUGGGCCCUCUGGUGGAGCCCGUGCUGGCAGCCCUGGCCGACCACUGCCUCACAAUGCAGCCCCAACCGCAGCAGGCGCCACCAAGGCAGCAGCAGCAACAGCAGCAGCUGCACGGAGGGCAGGGCGGCAGCAGCAACGGCAGUAGCAACAGCGCCCGGGCCGGCCAGGCCCCCGCUGCUCCCUGGGCUGGCUCGGCGAUGGUGGUGCUGCAGGCGCUGCGGACGGUGCGCCACCUGCUGCGGCAGCUGCCGACACAGGCGGCAGCGGCGGCGGAGGGCUGGGCGCCGCGGGUGUGGUCGCUCAUGCUCGCGCUGCCGCCGCCACCCGCCCCGCCGCACGCGCCAGUGCAGCGCGGCGCGUAUCGGCAGGUUCGGGAGGAGGCGGUGGCGUUGACGGCGGCGCUGGCCGAAGUGAUGGACGCCGCUCGCGGCCGCGCACAUGCCGCCGCCGCCGUGCGCGCGAGGCGGGCCGCCGCGCGCGCCUGCGCGACAGCGGGGCCGGAGGAGGAGGCUGGGGAGGGCGAAGAGGGCGAGGGCGAGGUCGACAGCAAGGCUGCGGCUCGUGAGGCGGCGGCUGCGGAGCUGGUGGCGCGGCAGAUGGGGUCGCGGCUGGAGGCGGGCAUGGCGGCGGAGCUGGAGCAGCUGCUGUCGGCUGUGCACCGGCUGCCGCGCGCCACCCCGCCCUCCGCCGCCGCGCUGGAGGGCGCCCUGGCCGCGCUGGCGGCGUGGGGCCCGGCAGCGGCGGUGCUGGGCGGCGAGUUCCUGCGCAACGGCCGGCUGGGGCAGCGACUGCUGGACGCCGUCAAGCCCUGCUUCACCUGCCGCUGCACACCCGCACUGGCGGUGCAUGCCUUCGCGGCGUGGCGCCCGCUGUGCGCGCUGAUGCACCGGCUAGGCAGCCUGCCCACGCUGCUCACGCACGGGCCUGGCAGCGCCGGCCCGGGGCCGGACGGCGGGUACUGGGGCUGGGACUGCGCCAGUGGCGCCAAUGGCGGUGGCAGCGGCCUGACUGCCAGCGACCUGCUGCGGGCGCGACUGGUCAUGUCGCCUAUUGACUACGCGCUGAAGAAUGACAGGCGGCCCGAGGUGCGCCGCGCCGCUCUGGAGGCCUGGCUGCAGCUGGUGCCGCUGCUGGCUCAGCCCUUUGCCACGGCCCCGCGGCAGCACCCGCAGCAGCACCAGCACCAGCAGCCGGAGCCGGAGCCGGAGCCGGAGCCGCGACAGGGGUUAGCGGAAGCAGCAGGGGCAGGGGGUCGCGGCAUUGCCGAGGCGCCGUCCAGCCCGGGGGCCGCGGCGGGGGCUCAGGCUGGCGGCGUGCUGGGCGGCCUGGUGCCGGCGCUGUCAGCGGCGGUGGCCGCUCUGGAGGCCGCGCCGCUGCUGCCUCUGACGUCCUUGUUAGCAGGCGUCGCCCCGCCAGGCAGCGGCGCCGCUGGCGGCGCGGUGCAUGGCGGUGACGGCGGCGGCGGCGGUGGCGAUGGUGCUGCUGGUGGGGUGCUGGCGGGCUGCCGUACGCCCGGGCGCGCGUGCCAGGGCACCCCGAUGACUGCCCAGGCAUCAAGGGACGCAGCCGCCUCGCCGGCGCCAACGCCCGUCGCGGAGCCGCCGCCGGCAUCCGGCGACGCAGCCGUGGCCCCGCGCCGGCACCCGCAGCUCGGACUUGCCUGGUCCGGCCUGCUGCCAGACGUGUGGGCGGUGGUGCUCGCACCGGCGGCCAAACUGAUAAUGGAGCAGGCGGCGGCGGCGCUGACAGGCGGGGCCGGCGGCGGCGGCAAUGGUGGCGCCACCGCCGCAACGUCCUCCUCCGCGGCCUCGGCUCUCAGCUCGGAGGACAGGGCGGCUGCGGAGCUGCAGUCGAGACACAUGGAGUCGCUGCAAGCGGUCCUGCGCACGCUCCACGCCACCCUGUGUCCGCCCACGCUGCGGCAAACCCUGGAGCUGCUGGCAGCCGCCAUGGCCCCCGCACCCCAACGGCCCAAUCCCACAAGCAGCACAGUCACUGCGCAGCAGCAGCAGCAGCAGCUGCAGCCAGCUACUGCUACCACCGCGAGCUUCAGUGGCGCAGCCAGCACGGGCACCGGUGCUACAGCCGCCGCCGCCGCCCCAGCGCCGCCGCCCGCGCUUGAGGAAAUGGACGCAGCCGGCCUGGCCGCUGCCGCAGCUACAGCCGCUGCGACCGCAGCAGCAGCAGCGGCUGUAGGGGCGGUAGCAGCGAAGCCUGACGCCAACCGGGCGGGCGGCACAGGGCACGUGUCGGCGUCGUCUGGGCCGUCAGUGGGCCACGGCGGUGGCGGCGCAGCCGCAGCGGCGGCGGCGGCGGGUCCGGCGGCGCUGGUGGCGGCGGCCCCGGAGCUGUGGGCGAGCCUGCUGCGCCGGAGCUAUGCCUGCCUCCUCGCCGUCACAGCCGCAGAAACGGUACGACAGGCGGCGACGGCGGCGGCGACGGCACGGGCGGCAGUGGAGCUCCACGUCGCGACGGAUCCGGCCGGAGGAGGCAGGGCGCCGCUCGGCGCCUGCCUCACGGGCCUCGCGGCAGCAUGGCAGGCAUGGCGGCAGCUCGUGGCGGUGGUGCUGCCGCUGCUGGCGGUGGCGGCGCCGCCGUCACAAAAGGACGACUCAGCAGCCGUGGCGGCGGCGGUCGCAAGCGCUAAGGGUGGCCAUGGCGGCGGCGCCGUCAGCGGCAGCGGCGGCGGUGCCGGCGCCGGGCCGGCGGCGGCGUGGUCGUUGUGGCUGCAACUGAGCCGGGGGACGGCGGUACUGGCGGCGGCGGCGCCAGCCGCUGCGGAGGCCGACAGCCUCGCUACAGAGCGGCAGCGUUCCUUCCUUCGUGCGCUGCUGUGCCGGCAGGCAGGACCCGCGCUGGCGCUGCCGCUGGCUGCGCUGCUGCAGCUGCCGCCGGCUUCCGCCGCACUGGGCAGCAGCGCAGCCGCCCUCGAUGCCUUCAGCCCAGCUGCCGUGGCGGACGCCGCUGACGGCGGUGGCGUCACGGAGCCGGUGGCAAUGCAGCCGGGAGCCACCACGCCGCUCAAGGGCCUGGGGAAGGCGUUGGCGGCGGCGGCGACGGCGGCGGCGGCGGCGGCGGCGGCAGGCGGUGCGCAGCCACAGUCGCCACAGCCGCAGGUGAUGCAGGUGGUGGUGGAGACGUGGCUGGCUGUGGGCAGGUCCCUGGGACCACUGGAGCGGGCAGGGCCGGGGGAGGGGAGGCCGCUGCAGCCGGGGCAACAGCAGCAGCCUGGUCAGCAACAGGGGCCACAGCCCCGGGAGGGAGGUGUGAGAGGUGAGCGGGAGCCAGGGGUACAGGCCCAAGAGGACGCCUGGUGGUGGUGGCGCGGGCAGCUGCAGCCGCUGCUGCGCAGGGUCUGCAGCGCCGGCGGCGGCAGUGCUACUGCCGCUGCUGCUACUGCCAUGGCGGCCGUGUGCUGCCCGCUGCUACAGCGUCAGCUGGCGGCCGGUGGCGCGGGCGGAGCACGCGCUUCGCGGCGGCAUCAGCGCACCCCGCCGCCGUCACCGCGCCGCACCGCCACGCCGCCACCGUCGCCGCGCCUCGGAGCCUCAGGGCUACAGCCCAGCCUCUUCGGCCUCGCUGACUCUGCUACAGCCGCGUCCGCCGGCGCCGUGUCCACCAACCAAGGCGACGGGGUAUGCCCCUACGCGUUGGCGGUGUGGGAGGCGGGCGCGGGGCACUUAGCUGCUACAGCCACGCCCGGCGCCGGCGAGGGGGCUGGUGCUGGGGCCGAGGCGCCACCGGCAGUAGCAGCCGCGGAGCUGGUGCCGUGGGAGGGCGGCCAGGCGUCAAACCGGCGGCGCGAGGCGGCGGCUGCGGCGGUUGCGGCGUUACUGACGGCGCCGCUGGAGGCACUGCUUGCGCCGCCGCCGCCGCCACCGGGCCGUACGAGUACGGCUGCUACUGUUGCUGCUACGGCUGCUGCUACGGCUGCUGCUACGGCUGCUGCUACUGCCGAACAGAUGCUUCUGUCGUCGCCGCCACCGGGCAUGGCGGCGGCGCUGGCGGCGCGGUGGGAGGCUCUUCUGAUGGCGCUGCUGCAUUGCAGCCGCCGGGCGCAGCUGGGGGUGGCGGCGGCGCACGGCCGGGAGGCAGGGGGCCGCGGCGCAAGCACCAGGGCGGAUGCGGUGUUGUCGGCCGCCGCCGAGGUGGGCCAGCGCAUCAUCGCGCUGCUGGCGGCGCUGACGGCGGCACUGCGCGGCACCCGCACCAGCACCGGUGCCGGCACCGGCACCGGCCCUGGUGGCGGUGCUGCUGGUGGCGACGGCGUCGAGCCGGCUGCUUUCGGGCACUCACGCUGCAGCGAGCAGGGCGUGCCGGGGGACGCGUGGCAGGUGGCGGCGGCGGCGACCACGUGCCUUGCUCGCCAGCUGGCACGACUGGCCGAGGCCCCCAUGCCAGCCCCCGGCGUGACGGCGGCGGCGGCGGUAGCUGGCCUGCGGCGGGGCGGCUCGCUUACGCCGCGCGGCAGUGCCGGCACCCCUGGCGGCGGCGGCAGCGGCGGCACGACGCCGAGGGCUACAGCAACAGCUGCGGGUGCUGCCAGUGUGGCGCUGUCCGGUCAAAGGACGGGUGGCGGCGCCGCUGCCAGCGGCGGCGGUGCGUCCAUAGUGCCAGAGCUCCCGGCGGCGCUGCUGGCGGCGCUGAUGGCGGCGGCGACGGCUGCGGCGCGGCGCGUCGAUGCGCUGCAACCGUCCUGGUUCCGCAGCCCGGCGGCGGCGGCGCUCGCGGCGGCGCUGGAUGCCGUACCCGAGGCGUUGAUGCCGCUGGUGGCGCUGCCGUACGGCGCCGGCGCCGGCAGCCCGGUUGAUAGCGUCGUUAGUCGCGGCACGACCUCCAGUGGCGGCGGCGGCGGCGGGGAUGGCGGUAGCGGCAGCGGUGGAGCGGUGGCCGCGGCGGCGGCCGCGACGCUGACGGCGGCGCUGCAGUGCCUGGCGGAGCCUCUGUUGGACGUCGUCACGCACCUGCUGCCGGUGACGCGGCGUUGCGGCAGCAGCGGUGGCAGUAGCAGCGGCGGCGGCUGCGGCAACGGCGGCGCGCUGAGUGAGGUGCAUGUUGCGGGCGCGGUGACUGCCCUGCUGGCGCUGCUGAGCCGCCUGCGCCGCCGCCACGGACUGGACGUGACGGCGCAUGUGGACUCGCUGUCGCCGCUGCUGGCAGCAUGCCUCAGGUCCGCCAAGCAGCCAGCCACAGCAGCAACAGUGGCAGCGGGGUCAGUCGAAGCGGAGGCGCCACAGCCGCCGCCGGCAUGCCCUGCGACGCCGCCACCCGUGUUGGUGCCGGCCUGCCUGCUGGCGGUAGAGGCGCUGCUGCAGGGCCGCCCGCCGCCGCCGCACAAGCUGCCAGCCCCGCUGGCGGUGCACCUGGCGGCGGCGGCACUCGCCACACAGCAGCAGUCGUACGCCCUAGCUCAGACCUACCCAUGGGCCGCCGCCGCCGCUGCCGCCGCCGUAGCAAGGCCCACCGCCGCUAGAGCUCGUGGCGGCGCCGCCGCAGCCGCCGCCGACAUUCUGCUCCCAGCGCUGUUUGUGUUUGUGUGUGAUGACGGUGCGGCUGGCUCUCUGGCGGGCGACGGCAGCGCCAUUGGAGGCGGCGGCGGGGGCGCUGGCCCUCACGGCGCAUGCAUGCCGGAUCUGGUCAUGCCGCCGGCGGUGCAGUAUGCGUUGGAGGAGCUGAGCUGGCAGGGUGACUUCAUGCCGCCCGACAGCCAGAUAGAGGUGGGGUUGGGUGCGAUGGCGGCGGCGGCGGCCGCCGCAGCUGGCGGCCAUGGUGGCAGAGGAGCCGGCGCUGCCGGUGCUGUCGGUGCUGCCGGCGCGGCGCGCGGGUUGCUCGCCCGCAUGCAGCAGCAGGAGCGGCAGCGGCGGGAGGACGAGGCGCGUGCAAGGGAGGCAGCGGCGGCGGAGGCGGCGAGGCGCACGGCGGCGCUGGAGGUGGUUGGCGCAACCGCCGGCGGCGCCGCGGCCGGCUCCAAGCGGCCGCUUUUCAGUGUGGACGCCUCACAGAGCGAGUUUGUCCGCAUCACACGGGCGACUGCGGCUGCGGCGGCGGCGCCAGCUGGACCAGUGGAGGCCCCAGCGGCGGCGGCGGCGGCUGCGGCUGCAGGGGCGUCAGGGGCGGCGGCGGUUGGGGCGGCGGCCAUGGAAUCGGUGGAGUGCUCGCCGCCACGGGCGAAGAAGCGGCGGCACGUGUUCACCAACUCGCGACUGGAUGCGUCUCAGGCCGUGCACGUGGGCCUCAUCGGCGCCGGCAGCGAGAGCCAGGAGGACGAGCGAGCGCCGCCGCCGCCGCCUGAAACGCACCAACCGCGGCAACUGCACCCGCCAACCCCGGCCGCAGCGGUUGGUGCCGCCGCCCCGAUUGCUGGCACUGCCACGGAGGCGGCGACGGGGGCGGCGGCGGCGGCGGCGGCGGCGGCCCGAGGAGCAAUGGACGUGGACGCGGACGCCGGGGCUGGUGCUAGUGCCGGGGCUGCGGCAACCGCUGGAGUGGCUGUCGGCCAGGUGGUGGACCUGACAGCCUCCGAGCCGCCGUCACCCGCGCCGGGUGGCCCUGACGACCGGCUGCAGCAGGGGCAGCAGCUGGAGCGCCCCGUGAGGCGCUACAGCGCAGCCGAGGCCGGCCCGCUGCCGGAAGCCGACAUGGAGGCCCUGCCGCCGCAGCUACAGCCACAGCAGCAGCUGCAGCAACCGGUGCCGCUGGCGCCACGUGAUACGAACGCGGUCAUCGGCAGCCCCGGCAGUGCGGCUGCGGCUGCCGAGGCCGCCGCCGCUGCCGCGCGCCGCCAGCGGCAGCGGUCCAGCGAGAAGGGCAACGGUGCUUCACAGGACUCACGAGAGGACAAAGUAGCGGCGUCUAGGGACGCAGGCGAUGGCGGCGGUGUCGGCGGCGCUGAUGCACAUGGCAACGUUGAUGGGCACGGUGUCGGCCUGGACUGGGUGCCUGACUCGCUGGACCCCCAGGACGGCCUGGACGCCCCUCCGCACCCCAACCCGCACCCUAACCCGCACCCUAGUAACCCGCAGCAGCAGGCCGCAGCCACGGCCGCAGCCGCGCUGUCCGCGGCGGUCGCGGCGGCGGCCGGCGGCGGCUUCGACGGCGCCUCCCAAUUGGAGAUGGAGGAGGUGGACGAGGCGGAGGAGGCGGAGCUGGGGCGGGCGCGGCCAGGCAGGGGCGGCAGGAGCCGUCGGCCGGCGGUGCUGGCCGGCGCCGCGGCGGGCGGCCCAGUGGCAGCGGCUGUGUCCGUCGCGGCGGUUGAUGGCGUGGAUGAAUUGGAGGUGGACACGACGCAGGGCCCCGCGGCACCGGCAGGGCGGCGGCCAGCCGCCCGCGGCCCGGCACAGGCGCAGGCGGAGCAGGCGCCAAAGCGUCGGGGGUCGGCUGUGAACUCGGAAGCGGACGGCGCCGAGGGCAAGGAGCCGGCAGCAGCGGCGGCGGCGGCGCUGAAGCGCCGGCGUCUGCCGCAUGUUGGGGCGGAUGGCGCUGACACCGCCCCGGCAGCAGCAGCAGCAGCAGCAGCAGCAGCAGUGGCAGCCGGCUGCAGCCGCCAGCAUGAGGAGGUGGAUCGGCCACCCACGCCCUGUGUGGGGGAGGGCCUGAUGGGGACGCCGGCAGAGGCAGCGGCGGACGCGGCCGCCGGCGCUGACACCGCCAUGCUAGAUGACGCAGCCGCUGGUGCUGGCGCUGGUGCUGGCGCUGGUGCUGACGCUGGUGCUGGUGCUGAUGCUGCAGCCGCUGACGCGUCAGUGGCAGCGGCUGCGCUUGACGCCACGUGUGCCGUGGGCCCUGCAGGUGCUGCUGCUGUGCGUGCGCCGGCCGGCGCUGCUGACACGGCAGCCCACGCCGCAGCCGCCGCAACGGGCGGUGCAGCCGGGUCAGCGGCCGGGCAAGCGGCAGGCAGUGUGCCAGUGGCCGGGGAUGCCGCCGCAGCCGCAGCAAGUGCUGGAGCAGCCUUUCGUCACCUGUGGCCGUUGAUGACCCGCCUGCAUGCGGAGAUGCGGGCGGCGGGCCCAGACGGCGUGGCGGCGGCGGCGCUUGAGGCCGUGCGGUGUAGCCAUGGGGGUGGCGAUGCAGGCGCUGGGACAUUGGUGGGGGCAGCCGGCGCAGCAAGCGCGGCGGGAGGACCGGCAGGGGCCGCGGAGGCGGCCCGGGGCGGCCCAGGGCCUGACGCGCGGGAGCGGAUUUGUGUGGCUUCGGGACAGAUGCUGCUGCUGUGGGGCGAGAUGUGGCAGAUGGUGGGGGCGGGCAUGGUGAGGCUGUCGCAACGGUGAAGUGGCUUUUACUGCAGUUGAGGGCGCCGGGAACGGUGGAGUAGGGGGAUAGAAGAGUCAAACCGAAAGUGCACUGGACUGCAUUGCAAGCUGGCAGGGAGGGGCGGAUGCAUGAGCAUGGGAUAGGACCGGCCGUGUGCUGGGUCGACAUCAGGGUGGAGGAAGGGACGAGACUCCGAGGCGGUUGAGUUGUGCACACAGAAAGGUUUCCUUAGCGACUGAAGAGCCAGGUGGCAACCACAGGUUUACUCACGACCCAACACUAAGCACUGCCAAAUCACAAACCGGGGCGAUUGAAUGGCCCAUUGUGGCACGUUGUGGCCUGUGGCAUGGGGCUGCA
Molecule: messenger RNA, 9922 nt
Organism: Chlamydomonas reinhardtii
Lineage: Eukaryota; Viridiplantae; Chlorophyta; Chlorophyceae; Chlamydomonadales; Chlamydomonadaceae
Exons: 15
Coding region: 556-9582 (3008 amino acids)
Biological process (GO): response to starvation
Cellular component (GO): nucleus
Molecular function (GO): DNA-binding transcription factor activity, RNA polymerase II-specific; cis-regulatory region sequence-specific DNA binding
Source: RefSeq, a predicted model, not a curated record